Molecule: messenger RNA, 15193 nt
Organism: Xyrichtys novacula (pearly razorfish)
Lineage: Eukaryota; Metazoa; Chordata; Actinopteri; Labriformes; Labridae
Source: the annotation of a GenBank genome assembly
CUGCAGCUGGUUAGGUCGGUGUUUGGGGGGGAGGUUGUGGGGUUCGUCGAGGGCUUCCUUCUCCAAUGCUGUCUGUCUGUGUGAAUGAGACAGGUGUUUGAGCAUAUGUGUACGUGCUAUAAUCGUUGUUUUGCAAUACAAAGUAUAAGUGAAUUACUUUUAUAUGGCCAUUAUUUUGAUUUACAAGCACACUAGUUGAGAAAUUAAACAGCACCUAGCCUAGUUUUGCGAGAAACGUCUAGCCUAUCUGUAGUCAAAUGUUUUAAAACUUGCCUUUUAUCACCUGUUGUCCUAGUAAACUCAUCAGACAAAAAACAAACAAACAAAAGAAACUGUUCAACGCAUUCCCCAAGUGGACAUAAACAUAUCUUUUUACAAACAAACAAAUGCUGUUUUUUGUGUUGCAGGAAAAAAAAGAUGAAGGGGUCGUUUCCUGCCAUCUAGAAAAGGAAGCAAUAGGUAGGUCACUGUGACAUAUCACCACCUGCAGUGCUGCUAUUAACCACCCAAAUGAGGUAAGUAGAAAAGCACAGUGUGUGAAAAUGCACAUGUAGCAAUAUUUUUUCAGAUUCUGGACUGAAACGCUCCCCUGCUCACCUCUGUCAGCGAAGUGACAGUGACCUUUGAGGUCAACAAUCUCCUGUAAUGCAUGAUCAGUCACCUAUAUGCUCUGUUUAAAGUUUUUACCAUAAAAACUAUUGCAAUACUUCAUCUUUGGUACUCUGCAUGUCUUCAGAUACGUUUUAGGGAGCCACUCACUGGAUUAUACAAAAAUGCACAUGUGCUAUGGGAUAAACAUGGUGGUAAGAGCUUGUGGCCUCUUUGGAAGGUAUCCUGCUCCUUCUGUAGGUAUAAAAAUAAUAAAUAAAAAUAGGCCUGUACUGUGUUUUGAUAAAACAUUACUGAGUUUUUAAUAGCUGAUAAGAGUGUAAAAGAACAAUUUCACAGACAACAAGUUGGUUUCAAAGUUGUGUGUGUGUAUCUAUGUGUGUGUGUAUUUUUGCCUUUGUGUGUGAGAGUGUGUGUCAUCCUCUGUAACUCUCGCUUGUUCAAAGCACCUUCCACUGCUGUCAGAUGAACAGAUACAUCUGCGUGUCUGAGGUGACAGCUUCUCUCCACUCUGCGGGGAAAAGUAAGUCGAUUCAUUUGUUUUAUCCGAUGCAUCAGCAGAAACAGACAGUGUUUACACACACUUAGAGAGUUGAGAAAAAAGAUAGUAUGCCUAAGUAGGAGUCAGUGUGAAGAACAGCUGUAUUUAAAAAAGUAUAAAAGUGCAUUUUCACAUUUUACAGAAGUUAUUCACCCUUUGACACAACUUUAAAUGAGCCAGGAGUUUUCUUAUUUUGAUUUUGUGAUUCUGUGGUAAUGUGUAAUAUUUGAAAUUUUAGAGUAUUGAAGUAAAAAUCCUCAGUUUAAAUGGAGGUUUGAAAUUCCCCAGUUGCUGUUCAGCCAACAUAAAACAGAUUGAAUGUGUAUGUGUGUGUGUGUGAGCCGAAGCUGGGCCGAGGCGUUGUUGCUUUAGUCUGUUCACAAAAACAGAGAUUACAUGUGCUAAAUAUAAAUAGCUGUUUUCAUUGUGUCUUGGAAUAGAAAACCCCAAAAUGGGUAGCUCUUAUCCAGAAAAGUGGUCUAAGCGUGUGUGUUUUUAUCGAUAGUAAGUUUUCCUGAAAUUACUGGAUGUAUUUUUGUUCUGGACUGAAGCGUAUCUGCGAAAUGUUCCUGCCAUUGUCAGGCGAUAUCUGCCUGGGCAGCAGAAAUAGGUUUUUAUCUACAGAACAUGGUUGUAACACUGUUUUCAGGCAAUUUGAUCAUUACAUCCAGUUUCAGAUUAAGCCAAAGUUGACACUUAAAAGGCCUCAUGCCAGCAAAGUCUCACUUAGUUUAGUGCAGCUCAUUUUAAUCAAUAGAAACAGCCCGUUCUGCUAGUGUUAUCUUUGUUUCAUGAAUAACAGUAUUUAGGCUUUAAAAUGCUCACAUAAGUGGUGACAAACUUCACUCUUUGAGUGUUGAUUUAUAUCUUUAAAAGCCUGUUUUGUUUUGGUAGAACACAAUGUAAAUCCUGAUAAAGAAAAACUGUUUAUUUAAAUGUCAGUCUUUUCAGCUGAUGCAGGAAAUUACGCUUUAGUUUGGGGCAUUUCUGCAUCUCUGAUCUGAGGCAGAUCAGCAUCGAAUCAGAGUCUCUAUUUAUUUUAAACUAUGGCUGAAACAAAGACCAGAUUAAGGAAAAGUGAUUUCUUGUUCAGAGUCAGAGGACACAAUGUCUAUUGUUGAAUGCCAAUGGUCUGAAAUGUUGUUCUGUGUACGUAUAGAGAAAUUUCUGGACUUGCGUCAUCCUGAACUGACUUCCUGAUAGCACAAUAUAAAUAGUCAUGACCUGAAAUAACUGCAAUAGCUGCAUAGUUAUCACAGGAAUGUUCUUGAUUUAAUUUGAGCCACGUAAUCUACAGAAAACAAGGUUUUUAUUAGUUCGCGAAUCGAGUCAUUGGCUUUAAAAUGCUCUUCACACUUUUGGUACAUGAGAGAAAAAAAGCUAAAAAUACUCAGAGUUUUUGAGCGAUCAUACGGCCCCUACCUGACAUUAAUGUUGGAACGAUAAUGAAGUCCUGAGUAGAAACAGUUCAUAAGGUUGGAUCUUGAUUAAUUGGCACAGACACAAUUCAAUUUUUUUUUUCAGAUUGAUGAUCUUUUUCUAAUUUUAGCUUAAUUUUAUGAUAACAGGAAUAACACACACAUUUGGAGGAGUUUUUGACCAUUUCAAAAAUUUGCAUUUUGGUGUUUUUUUUUUGUUUUGUUUUUUUAACUAUGAAGUAUAAAAAAAUAGAUAGCGUGCACAAACAGUGCAUAAACAGCAGAAGUGUAACACCUUUGACAUGUUUUAGAUCUUACCAGUUGUGUGACUUCUGCCAGCUCUCACAGAACACAAGAAAUUUAAUGACUUAAUUUAUACAAAAUUGAUUCAUAAUCUUUCACUAAAACAGAAAAGCUUGUCAUAUUGAUAUAAAAUGAAAAAUAUAAUUUAGUCCAUUUUUUUAAGAGAUGAAUUUUCGCUCGAGGAUGAUCCCUUUAAACUUUGGUGAUCUUGUCAUCUUUUCCUCCAAGGCCACGUGCAUAUCACAGGUUUUUACAGUUACCUCAGAUACGAUAGUCUUAUGGGGCAGAGUGGCAUCUUGGGAAACACAUAUUUAAGCUUUAGGCUGAAAGGUCAAAAUUUCCCCUAAUCUUCCAUAUGAUGCUAUUAGGUGGUUUAAAUGAACACCUACGAUCAAACCUCUCAGAGCUCACCAUGCCGCCAUCAGGAUUCAUGAGUAUGAGUCUGCUCCACAUGUUGAUACAGUGAUGCAGUCUCAUUAGACAUUUUAAGAUCUGAGCAGCUCUUGUCUGAAGUUUCGUUCCGUUCUUUACUAUGAAAUCUCCCCAUGAUAUUAAGCUAAUCAAACAUAAUAUACAGCAACUGACCAACCAAUCAGAAUUUUAGUUUGGUGAAUGAUUACAUGGACUGUAAAUGAACCCCACGACCUCAAUCACAUCCUUCUCUGUGGAAAACAAUCACUCGAGCUUGUAGAUUUUGGCCUGUGUUCGUGCUGUACUCCACUGCUUUCAGAGUGACUCACAGGUUGGUUUCCACAGCUCACUGCGUCUCUGUCUGCUUACUCUGCAACUCCUCAUGCGUUCAAGAGGCACAUUUUAAUUAUGCACGCUAUUCAGGUAUUUUCUGUCUUCUUAAGUGUCUUUUUGUGGUCCAUAGGUUUGGAGCUAAAAGAAAGAACUAUGAAAUGAACGUUUUAAUAAGGACCACAAGCUGAGUGAAGACUUGGCUGCUGCUGUCUGUGUUUAAAGUUUUAUGUCUCGCUGGCAAACAACCAGUGGUGAUGAUUUGAACUAAAGACAAAACAUGUGACAAAUUAAAGGGAGUUAAUGACAUCUCUUUAAAGACUCAAGUAAAACAGGUGGUUUCUUAAACCUGGAAGGAUUCAUCGAUUCAUCAUAAGGUGAAAGGUCAAGGUAGGCCAAACUACUCACUGAGCAUUUUUUGGUCUAAAAGAGGUCUAAUAGACAUCUAAAUGUAGCCUAGACAACUGGUCUAAAAUCAGGCUACCACAGGUCUAAAAAUUUAAUCUAAAAAAUUUAGACCAAGUCUAAAUCUGGGCUAUAUCUAUACUACACUGUAUAUUGCUCAACAGCUAUCAUAAUUAUUUUGGUUAAGUACUUGGAGAUUAGUUAUGGGACUCACAGUUGCUUUUUGAAAUAAAUAGUUAUCAAAUAAUGGGUUAAAGUGCAAAAAAUAUACAGAAUCUAGAUGCUUGAAAUUAGAUCUAAAAAAAAACGACGUUUAAUAGCCAUCUAUUGCUCAAUGGGUAAACAUCAAAACUCACAGAUCAGAAGUGAAUUUACACUGAAAUUGAAACCUACAAAUAAAUUCUGAUGUUUGAUGCAGCAUGAGUACUAUAUUGUCAUUAGAGCAGUGUCAUAAUUCAGGUUAUGUUAUGGGGGUGAGUCUGUAUUACACAAAUACUCAAUGCAGAAGUCCUGCAAAAACCUAAUUUUAGUCAAAUUAAAGCUCCCAUAAAGAAGUCUUUACCGCUUAUGAAACAGACUGAAAUAUGUAGCGAUGCCUCCCUACGACCUUCAAGAGCAAAUUCUUGACAACUAUCUUUUUAUGUUUUGGUGCUUUUAUUAGAUAGGAAAGCUGAAGAGAGACAGGAAAUAUGGGGGUAAAGAGUGGAGGAAGACAUUCAGCAGAGAACCAGCAACCGCCGCGUCGAGGACUAUAGCCUCUAUACGGGGCUGUACACUAUACGCCUCUUUCUGCAUUGCGAGACUGACUAUUUCAAUACUGGAAUUUUUAAUGCCUGCAGCUGCUAUAAGAGGGUGGGUAUCGGAAAAUACAGUUGAUAACGCACUGAAGAAACAGUCUUUUUCCAGAAAGGGGAGACUUUGAAAUGACUUACUGCUCGGACACACACAGGACAAGAUCAGCAUGAAGAAAAGAUGUAUAAUAUUGUACACAGGGGGCGCCAAAAUCUGUGGUGAUUUAGACCUUGACAGGAUAAAUGUGCUCAGCUGAUGAGACCCUGUACUGAGUCACAGCUCGUCUUUAAACAUGGGGGGAUAUGUCUGUUUGUCCACACCGUAUGGUCUGGGGGCCUCUGUUCUGGUUAGACGAGGGUCAAACCACAGCAAAGUUUAAGUUUUGUGGCAGCUGUGUGUUUCUGCUCAGUUAUCCACUGUGGUUGGGGCAGAGAAACAGGUAUGUAGCCAGGAAGCUGAGGUUUUAACACCUUAUACCUGAUUUUAGACAGUCAAUUUGAAGCAUAAAAUAUAAACAUACUACAGCUCUCAACUGUUCAGAUUUGACCAAUUUAAGGGUGGUGCAUUUAUCUGACAGGACACGUAAGCAGACUGUCGAGUCUAACAGGGAGACAAAAUCAAGAUUGAGAUUGAUAAAAUACUCUGAAAACUUUUACCUUCUUUGUAUUUUGAUGUCCCUACUUCUGCAUGUUUACAGCGUUAUGAAUGUGAGCUGACGUGUAUGAUCGCUGUCAGUGUUUGUUUUGAACUCCUACAAGUAUUUUCCGUCUGUUAUCACAUAACCGUUCCUUGUUGCAACCAAAAUCUGAUGAUUUUAAUCUCAUUUUACAGCCUCAUGUCACCUCAAACCGUUUUCUACUAAAUCAUCUACAACAGCACACAGAAGUUGUUUUUAACUACAUUGCCUGGUAAAUCCCCUCCAAAACUUCUCUUCCCCAGAGAAGAAAAAUGUAAAAACUUAAAAUUCUGAAGCAGAAGGAAUGAUCUAGAAGUGAAAAUCAGCACCUGCUCAACGGAAGAGCAAGAAGCUGGAGAAAGGAGGCUGUGAGGGCGGAUUGUGACUUCCUGUUGUGGCUUUUUUGUCUCCAGUUGUUAAUCUGCAUGCAUCAGGCAGACACACAGUGUGGGUGCCUCUUGCUAAGAGUCUUAUCCAGGCAUAAAGCACCUAAAGGCUUGUCUGUAGAGCCGAGCUUGCUGGUAAAAUGCUGUUUCUUUGAUAUGACAAACUGUCUCUGCAGUAAUAUUAUCAGCUUGAUCAGAUCUUAGUAUGUUGGGAAGACAAAGACAGAGUUUUGUUGUUCCUACUGAAAGUGUGUCUGUGGUGAUUUUGUCAUUGGUAGAUGAAUAAUUAGAGAAAGUUGAGCAGAGGUUAGAUUGCAUGUGGGGGUUUAAAUGUUAGAUGUAAGAGGUCAUAGACGGGUUUUUUUUAAUCAGUGGGUGUUCUGACAGAACUGGGAAAACUAGAUUCACUCAUUUCUGAAAACUUUCUCCUGAUUUCCUGUGUAGAGUUUGCCCGAGUGCUUUUCUUUUUGUCUCUCUUUCUGCAUCCAGGACUCUGAGCAGUGAUCCAGCUCCCCCCCUCUCCCUGGUCUCACCAUGUCCACUGACCCGGCGGUCGAGCUGCCCUUCUUCUACGGCAGCAUCAGUCGCUCUGACGCUGAGCAGCAUCUGAAGCUGGCAGGGAUGGCCGACGGGCUAUUUUUACUGCGGCAGUGUCUGCGCAGUCUCGGAGGCUACGUUCUGUCUGUUGUGUGGAACCUGGAGUUCCACCAUUACCCCAUAGAGAAGCAGCUCAACGGGACCUACUGCAUCUCAGGAGGGAAGCCUCACUGCGGGCCGGCAGAGCUCUGCGAGUUUUACAGCAAAGACUCUGACGGGAUGGUGUGCGCUCUGAAGAAACCAUGUCUGCGCCCCCCAGACACCCAGAUACGGCCCGGUGUGUUCGACAACCUGAGAGAUAACAUGCUGAGGGAGUACGUGAGGCAGACCUGGAACCUGGAGGUGAGGCCUGCUGCUCCUGAGGAUCAAAACCUUCAACUUCAUCAGUUUACAAUCUUUACAAAUUUAAAAAAGUGAAACAUUUGAAAGAAACAUAAUAACAGAACAAAGGUGUUUAUAUUUCCACUGAGUAAUAGACAACUCAAGGAGCCUUCUGCUGUCAUAUUUUUGGUAUUAGCACUCUACUUUUACAGCAUAUUUAGCAACUAUUUUUGAAAAAGAAUUGAAGCUAGACAGAUUUAGAUUUUAUAUCAAACAGCGUCUGUGAGAUUUACAGAAUUUAAAGCUUUUUGUUUUAUAUCAACUAACUUUAAUCAGGAAGCCCGACAGCAAACCUCUCCUGUUACGAGUUUAGGUUGGGAUUUUCAGGAGUUAUGGUAAAAGAGAGAUUUGUUCAUAAAAAAAAAAUAAAGACAUUAAAUACAUUAAAACAGGUUUAAAAACUUAGAGUUUACUCUAAAUCAUAGAAAAAGUUCAGAUGAUCAAACAAGAUGUACAGGUUUAGGUGAAAUAGUUGAAGGUACCAUGCCAGUCAGUACAGGAAUUUCCUCCCCUGUCGAUAAAUAUUUAGUUAAAUGUGUUACUAUUGUUGGCCUAAAAUGGCAGUCAUAGCAGUAACCUCCUGUAAUGAGAAACAAGGCCUAUGCAGAAGUGCUUGAGGCUGACUCCAAAAGCACCAAAAACCACUUACACUCCCGUUCAGAGAGCUCAUAAAUCAACAUGCUCGUCACCUGGUUAAAAAACAGUUUUGGUCUGAAUAGCUUGUUUCCACAUCGCCCUACACUGUACAAAAAGUGAAUUUAUUUUACUAAAGCUUCAUUUUGAAGAUAUUAAGGCUACAGUUAUUUCAGCAGUAAAGACACAGCCUCCACUCUAAACCUUUAGCUGUUGUUAGGUCAACCAAAAGUUCGGUUGAGAAGGCGUUUUCAGUGUGGCAUCUGCUGCUGUUAGCCAUCAGAAGUUAUUUGGUAUUUUUGUUAUUUGUUAUUUUUAUUUGCACAAAAUUAGACAUACAAUUGAUUGUUGAAGCUACUUCUACUCUGCGAUCUCUUGGUUAGCUGCACACUUUGACAUUUUGCUCAAUUUUGACCGUUUUCUUGGUGCUUUCUUUUCUCUAGAUUAGGCAUGAAUGCUACACAUGUAAGCCAUUGAAAACAUAAAAGUACAUUAUUUGAAAUCUGUUUGACACAAAGUGAGUAUUACUUUUGACUUCUUUACUGAGCUAUCUGGGAUUUUGUGAAGUGAAAAGUGCCUUCAAAAGAGUGAAGGUGUUAUUUCCCAUCAUGGCAGAAGCGGGAAGCAGGAAGAUGCUGCAGCAGCAGCUAAACUACGGUAGCCUACAGGGACAAAGUAGCACAAAAUUACAAAAGACCAACAUAUUCAUUGAAUGUGUGCCACACUAAUUUCACACUACAGAAAAAGUCACUCUUACAUUAUUUCUAAUUAAAGCACAAUGUUUGAUAUAGAUCUGAAAUAGUAAAAUAAGCUUUAAAAUGAAGAGGUUUUUUUGUCCGUGUCUGUCUUGGUGCUUUUCUUUCUCAGGGUGAGGCCAUGGAGCAGGCCAUCAUCAGCCAGGCCCCCCAGCUGGAGAAACUGAUCGCCACAACAGCCCAUGAGAAGAUGCCCUGGUAUCACGGUAAAAUUACCCGCCAGGAAGGUGAGAGGAGACUUUACUCUGGAGCGCAACCAGAUGGCAAGUUUCUGUAAGUUCCUCACUCUGAUGCUUUCUUUUACGUUUCUUCAUCAUUCAGUUUUUAAAAUCUUGAGCAACACUGUUUUUAUUUUUGUUUUUCCUCAGCGUGAGAGACAGAGAGGAGUCCGGCACUUUUGCUCUCUCCAUGAUGUAUGGGAAAACCGUGUACCACUAUCAGAUCCUUCACGACAAAUCAGGGAAAUACUCCAUGCCAGAGGGAACCAAGUUUGACACCAUCUGGCAGGUGAGAGCCACGAUCAUCAGAGAUAAACUAUCAGCCAAAGCCAGAUUUAAAAGCUUUAAUGUGUAGUAAGUUCAUGAUGGAAUAAACAAAAUCAAGCAUGACUGUUUCAGCCACACAUCAGGAUAUACAUACAGGUAGCUAAUCUGAUGUAAGCUGGUGAAGUUCAGGCAGAUGAAGACCCUCAUAAGAGUUACACCACAUACCGAACAUAAGGAGAGACCUUUCAAAAGCAAAGUCACACAUGAGCAGAGAUUAUUUUUGAUUCAGACACGGGACAUGACCUCUCUGGCUGCUGUUGAAUCUAAAUUUCAGUGUUAAUCUUGUCCUCUGUAGCUGGUUGAGUACCUGAAGAUGAAAGCUGAUGGGCUGGUAACUGUUCUCGGGGAGGCGUGUCUUAACGGCAAAGCUGAAAGUACUGAACUCCUUGUUUCCUUUUCUCACAUAUGUAAACAAUAUGAAACAUCUACAUUGGUUUUCCAGUUCAUGAUUGAUUACUUGUUCCAUUUCCAAACUCACCUCUCAAGUUAUUGAUAAAUUCCUUUUUUCUAUCAUAAUCUUUCAGAGGCACCCAGCCUUCCUGCCACAGUGAGUAUUAACCUAAUCCUGUAUGUUAAUUACCUUGCUGUAUUUUCAUUAUAAGAGACUCACUUUUGUGUAACUAUUUCAGAGGCGGGCCGGUCAAAAUGGAUACACACCGCCACCCAAAGGUCAGUCAUAUGAAGUACAACCAACUAAAACAACUCCUUAAUCGAUUUAAUUUUAACAGGAAAAAAUAAAUCUGUAAAUACCAGGAAAAGCCUGCUUUUCCAGUGAAUUAACAUUUUUAAACUUUGUUUUUCACCCCAAAGAUUUUUUUGGGGAAAGAGACACAAACACGGUUACUUUUUAAAAAUUAAUUUCCAUGAUGGUUUUAUUUGGUCAUGAUGUUACAGCACAACUGUCGUCGGAUAUGUCCUGAUGUCCACUACAAAAGACACACAGAAAUACUCAAACAAUUUCGUUUCUGGGUCCCAGGACAGUAGCUCCGUGAUGUGAUAAUAACUCAGCCAGCCAUGCGUUGUUCCAGUUUGAGGAGGCAUUAAUGAAAAAAACUAAGCUGAAGACCAGAUUACUGAUUAAGCUCAAAAGAUUGUUUUUAAAGAUCCUGCUUACAGUUCUAGUUUAGAGGCAAGCACGUCUACAAAAGCCUGUCUGUAGUUUAUUGUUUUUCCACGGAGAAGGGUGUCCUUUAAGGUCACAGCUUUUGUUUUCAACUACGGCAAAUAGGCUGCUUUUAAAGGUAAUAAGAUGUAUGUGCCUUUAUUAAAAUCAUAAAUUACAUUCAUUAUUGCUUAGAAGCUCCCCUUUAAUCAUUGACUUUCAUCUUAACUAUUUAAAGACCCUUCAUUUACUUUAGUUAGAUGUUAAAUAACACAAAAAAGACUUUAAAAGGUUCAGAUUGUCUUGUGAGGAUGAAUCUUUUUUCAUGCACAACAGCUAACAAUGCUCCUUUGCACCGUUAUAACACUUACUAAUGUUUAUAAGGAUUUUAUAAGGUCUCAUAAGUGGCUUAUUAACUGUUAAUAAAUAUUUAUUUCAAGCGCCCUUAUAAAAAGUGCAGCUGAGUUGGGAAGUGGUUUAGUAAGUCAUGAUUUUUGCACCUCCACUUGUCACUCCAGCUGUCACAGCAACAGCAAACAGUGUUCCUGUGGACCGUGACCCUCUGCCGAUGGACUGCAAUGGAUUCAACCCGUACCACAACCCCAAUGAAGUGAGGAAGUUUAACAUAAAGAGGACUCAGCUGCUGAUCGAUGAGGUGGAGCUCGGCUCAGGGAACUUCGGCUGUGUAAAGAAAGGAGUGCUCAAGACUGAAUCGUGAGGAAAUAAAACAACAUUUUAUCAAACUUUUACUUCAGCUCAGUAUUUGAUUUUAAGAUCAGACUUUAACCCAAGGAUUUUGUUUUAUUUGCUCUCAGGGGCCAGAUAGAUGUUGCCAUCAAAGUGCUGAAGAGCGAAAAUGAAAAGACUGUGAAGGAGGAGAUGAUGAGGGAGGCAGAGAUCAUGUACCAGCUCAGUAAUCCUUAUAUUGUCCGCAUGCUGGGGCUGUGCAACGCUGAGAGCCUGAUGCUGGUGAUGGAGAUGGCCUCUGCUGGACCUCUCAAUAAAUACCUCUCCUCACACAAGUGAGUUCAUUUCACAGUUUAUUAGGGACUCCAUCUGGAUAUAGAGAAUUACAGGUGAAUGAAGCUACAUGUUAAUGUUACAUGAAUGUGAAGGAUUCUCUGGAGGACCAUUUUAUUUUGUUACAUAAUGUAUUUAAUGUUCAGAAUACUCACUGUCCUUUAUUUAUAAACCAGAGACACAAAAACAAAAACAUUUUAAAACUAUUGAAAUAGAUAGAAUCAUAUUUCACUUCAAUUCUCCACAAGCUUGGCAAAGUCAAAUUUAUUUUAUUGAUUUCUACUCAUACGGACACAGGAUUGCCAUAAGCAAGUCUAUAUAUUUUACACAGUAUUGAAAUUGAAAUUUAUGCAAUUUUCUAACCCAGACAGGUUCAGUUGUAUGGCUUGAAAUGCAGAGCUCAAUAUAAUGUAGUCUAGACAUUUCAUUAUGCUAAGAGCUGUUGAACCAAAAGAGGAUUUUACUCCUCGGAUUGUUUUAUUUGUUGGAUUUUCUAUGAGCAGUUACAAUCAUCAAAGUGAUUUACAAUGGUAUUCUGUCUCCACAGAGAUACUGUAAGUGUGGAGAACAUUGUUGGCCUGAUGCACCAGGUGUCACUGGGAAUGAAGUACCUGGAAGAGAAGAACUUUGUGCACAGAGACUUGGCGGCUCGUAACGUCCUGCUGGUCAGCCAGCAGUUCGCCAAGAUCAGCGACUUUGGGCUCUCCAAGGCGCUGGGGGCGGAUGAUAACUAUUACAAGGUACACGCAAAGGCAGAAAGACCUCAUGUGUGUUUCACUACAGGACAAAGUUACAAGAAUGUAGAGAAGAUUGACAGAAGUACAAACAAGGUAAUCUAGCCAUAUAGAUAAAUAGAUCAAUGUUAAAAAAAGGUCUACAGGUGAGUGUUAAAAAUGAGAUCUAGUCACACAGAUCUACAGAUAAAUGUUUGAAAAUAAGAUCUAGACACGUAAAUCUACACAGAAAUGUUUAAAAAGGAGAUCUAGUUACACAGAUCUACAGAUAAAUGGUAAAAAUUGCAGAUGUGCAAGUAAGGUGUGCUCAUAAGCUUACAUUGUUGUCAUUCAGCAAAAGUUAUAAGUGGUAAAUAUUCAUUUUUGUCAAAAUAUUCCAUGAAAAUUCUGCAUAACUAUUGAGAAUGAAAGUCCAUUUUAGACCCCUGUUAAAACAGAUGAUAACUGCCUUUGUGAAUCAUCUACAUGCUCGUAGUACUCAUAACUUUUGUUUCGUACAGGCUCGUUCUUCAGGUAAAUGGCCGUUGAAAUGGUAUGCUCCAGAGUGUGUCCACUACCACAAAUUCUCCAGUAAAAGUGAUGUGUGGAGUUUUGGUGUCACCAUGUGGGAGGCCUUUUCCUAUGGCGGGAAACCUUACAAGGUACCAUGCAUCUCUCCAUCACAGUCAGGACUCACCCUCGAUUUAAAUGCUAUUACAGCUCUAUUUACGUCUCGCCUUUCUGCAGAAAAUGAAAGGAACAGAUGUUAUGCGCUUUAUUGAUGAGGGGAACCGCAUGGAGAGUCCACCAGCAUGUCCAGAGAGGAUGUAUGCAGUGAUGAAAGAAUGCUGGACUCACAAGUAAGGCACUGUUUGUCUCCUGUUCAUAUUUAUUAAACACUAUCAUCACCUGAAGAGUGGUACGCUCAGUCUCCUGGAGGGCUAAAAGAAUAAGAAGGGCCCCUGUUCUUUGACAUUUGGCACCAGUGCACAUCAAGCUGUGUUUAAUGGAGGUCUGCUUCUGGCGGCAGUUUAAAAACAGUUUGAAAGCCUCUUGGAUUUCUGUAAUUUUAACAGCACAUUUAUGUGGUGCUAGAAAAAAAAAGAGAUCUUUUGCAUUUGUCUGACACAAUCUGGACUUUUCCUUUACAAAUAAACACGUUAGUGUGACUGAAAUCCCACUAAGUCAAAUUUCUCAAAGUUGUCCUAAAAUACCAUUAUGAUGCAUUUGAAGCUUUAUUUUCUCUGGCAUGUGUUCACUCUAAUUAACACUCUGUACUGUACAUGCUCUAUAAGUUGUACACCAGGUUUUGACCUUGAAGUCAAACAGCAUGAAUGUGUCCAAGAAAGCUGGGUAGAGAUCAAAACCUCACCUAAGAAAAGAGCUGUAAAUUUGUCCAUACGUUUACUGUUUGAUAUUCAAUCAGUUAUAUUCUUGCUAACUUAUUUCUCUAUUGUUUUGUUUUGGUAUGUGACCAGGUCAAUAAGUCAACUGCAAGAAGGUCUGUUAGUAACUAGCUGAAAGUAAGCAUAAUGCCACCAAUGGAGAUGGACAAACUUUGGUGAAUAAAUUGGUUCUUGCCCAGUGCUUGCUUACCUACACAAGGGAGAAUGGACCAGUUCAAUUGCACCUGCAAAUACACCUAGUCAGGCACAUGCAAUAAGAGGGGAUCUUCCCUCUUGACCCCCACAAGCACAUUACUGCACAUGGAGCACAACUGUACAAUAUUAAAACAGUAUUGAAGCUGUCCUCCCUGAAAGUGACAUAGAAAAGUGGUGAUGUGGGAACACGGUCGACCACCCUCUGUAAAUCCCAAAGCUGAUCUAACCCUCCUUCCUCCCUUCUCACCAGACACGAGGAUCGUCCUGACUUCAAGAAGGUUGAAGAGUCCAUGAGGUCUUAUUAUUACUCCAUAUCCAACAAGGCCAAGGCUGAGGAAGCUGCAGCCGCUGCUGCUGCUGCUGCGCCUUAAUAAACCGAAAACAAGGCACUUUCUGUCCCAGUGCUGCACAAAGCAUCCUUUCAACCAGCCAUUAAACAACCAAAACAAAGAGCUUUUUAUGAUUGCUGCACACUGACCAGUUUCAACUACAGAACUAAUACGGCUGAACAGGCCUCAGAGACAAUAAAUGUGCAUUUGUAAAUUGGACUUCAGUGUGUCAGCCAUGUAAGGGGAGCCUGUGUCCAUCUGUCGACGAUUGAAUGUCGACGUUGUUGACGUCUUUACAUUGAUGAAAUAUCUUAUUUUGUAUUCUGGUAUUUAGGAGUAUAAUGAGAGUGUGGUGUGCAUUUCCAAGGUAAUACUUCAGAGUAUGCCAAAACAUUGCAGUAGUUUGUAGCUUUUCUUUAUGCCAGAUCAUAUAAAAAGAGGAAGCGAUAAAAUUGUACUUUUGUAUUCUGGUUUCUAACCAUUAAUCAAACUGAGUAUUUCCUUUUCAUUAUACUCGAAUGUGAUUCAUUUUGUUAACUGAUUGUGCAUGUUUUCUCAUCAAACCUAGUUAAAAUAAUUCACUAUGACCAUUAUAUGGAGUUAUUGAUGCAUUUUAAGUAUAACCCAUACAGAAGUUCGGUAAAUCAAUCACUUAUAACUUUUACUGUCGACUUACUGGAAAGAUGACCAACUUGCAGAAUGAGACAAGAACAACAUAAAACCCCCAAAUUUGACAAAGUGCAAAACUAAUUUUGGGAAUUACACCCUGCAUACAUGCCUUGUACAGGCUUCCAAAGCAUCAUGUGCAAGUUCUCGAGUAUUUUUUUGUUGUAAUGUCUUAUUAUGUCGCUUCGUGCUAAGGUGUUUUUUUUUACUGAUCCCACACUGUGCCCCCCUAUGGGAGCAGAGUUUGGAGUUGCCUUUUUUCCCCCUCUUCUUUUCUCCUGUUCUCCUUUUUCUCAUCUAAGAAGGGAGCGCCAGUCAGGCUGGUGAUCCUACAGUUCUCCUGUUCCUGUCACCCUGUAUGCAUCUGUCUACUGUAUGUUUCUUGGAAAGGAUGAACUGUAAAUAGGAAUUUCGCCUUGUAGGACUAAUAAAGGAGUAUCUUAUCUUAUCUUAUAUUAUUAUUGUCACUGCUACAUUCAAAUGCCAUAAAAUAAAAUGACAGAUGUCCAAAUAUAAGCAGUUUUCAAUUUAUUUUACAUUGUCAGCAUAAAUCCAAAUAGUCUAAAGGUGUUGGAAUACAGUUUACAAGGGUAUGAAUAUCUUUCAGGAUUAAAAUCUCGAUUUGAAAUGAUUUGACAAGGGUAUUAUCUUUGGUUUUCCUGUCAGUGAGCCAAACAUGAUCCCAUUUGGUUUAUUAUGACAUCCACUGUUAUAAAAUUAAUGCGGUCAGCCAGUCAGGGGCACUCACUGACAGACUGUAUCACAGGAAACAUUUUUGAGCUCCCAGGCAACACUGACCGGAAACUGUGGAAUUACUCUUCAAAAUAAGAGUGGAGAGAUUUUGUCAGAAUUCUGCAGUGUGAAUAUUGGUGCAUAUUGAUAUCAUGGACUUUAAAGGGAUAUUCCGGCGUAAAAUUAAUUUGGGGACUGCAAUACACAGCAGUCUAUAGAACCACACACAAACCUCAACCAAAACGCCA